AUGCCGAAUUGGUAUCAGAAAGGUGUCUUACUUUGUAUAUGUAUUGAAAUAAUUGAAAAUUUGUGUGCAAUUGCAUUGCCUCAAUCUUUCAGCAAUUUCUAUAUCGUAUGGUAUUUUGUUGUUUUCCAAGACUUUUUAAUGGAAGUGUUUGAUCUUCAAGGAGGCAAACCAAAACAACAUGAUACUAGAAACAAAGCAAAAGAGAGUAAUAAAAGAGAAUCCAAGCCGUUUUCCAGUUUGGAUGCGGCCGAUGCCAUCUUUCCUUUUAAGCAGGUCAUCUAUGGUAGGCUUCCAGAUAAAAAUUGUGUAAUUCUGAUAAAAGAUUUGAUAAGCAUGGAAGGAGUGAAUGAAAGAAAACUAGAAGUUUUCGGAGUCGAAGACCGGGGAGUACCUGGGGAUAUUGAUUCCCUUGGAGGUGAGUAUGAUCAUUUGAUGGAAGGAUUAAUUUUCUUUGAUGAUCAGCUCCAAUCAUUUUCAGACGAUGAGCUUCUUGAUGAUCUAAUGUUCGAUGCCAUUUCUCCCUUGCUGAAAUCCCUGCUGGAGGAGGAGAUUGUAAAGCUUCGUGAAAUCCCUGCUGGAAUUCAAGAUACUAGUGAACACAACAAUGAAGAGAAUCAUCCACAUGCUACAACAUCAGCUGAGCAGCUUAAGAGUUUUGUUAGCGAUUUCAAACUACUAAAUGGAGACAAAACAAUUGAGCCGACAAGCGAAUCAACCACGGAACUGUCGACUGAAGAAAUCAUGAGGGUUGCCGGAAAAAGGUUCAUUCUAUCUUAUUCCCCAACACUUGAUAUUAUGCCCGUACUUGGCAAUCCUUGCGAUCUGUCUUUAUCUCGAUUUUCGAGGGGGGAAAUAGAAGGUAUAGAACUUGCUGAUAUGCUUCUAGCUUCUGCAGAGAAAGUGAGCAAUCGAGAAUAUGAACGUGCCAGCAAACUGCUCAGCCGAUGUGAUCGUUUGUCUUCCAGCACUGGAAAUCCCCUUCAAAGGAUAGUUCAUUCUUUUUCUGAAGCUCUUCAUGAGAAGAUUGAUCGGGAAUCAAAGGGCUCAAGCAAAAAGCUUACGUUUGACAUUCCUGAGGUGUUAAUGACUCCCAACUCUGCAACUCUAGCUUGCUACAGAGACGUUCCCUUCGCUCAGGUUGAACAAGUUGCUGCAAUCCAAGCCAUUGUAGAAAACGUGGCUAUGGCAAAGAGGGUUCACAUAAUUGAUCUUGGCAUCAAAUGUGGAAUGCCAUGGACACUUUUGAUGCAAGCCCUUGCAUCUCGAGACGAAUGCCCACUUGAGAGUCUCAAUUUAACUGUUGUCGGAACUUGUUCAAGUCAAAUGGAAGAAGCAGGUAAAUGGUUAAUGAGUUUUGCUGAAACCAUGAACUUACCAUUCUCUUAUAUGAUGGUUAGAAUGUCGGAUACGUUUGAGAUCAAAGAAGAUCAGUUUGAGAUUGAUGCAGAAGAAACAGUUGCUGUCUUCUCUGAGUUUUUCCUGUGGACUAUGAUUUCACAGCCCGAUCGCCUGGAUUCUUUAAUGAAAGUGAUCAGAAAAUUCAGUCCAUGUGUAAUGGUGAUUAUUGAAGUGGAAGCAAAUCUCAAUUCACCUGAUUAUGUGAGCCGUUUUAUUGAGGCUCUCUUCUUUUACAGUGCAUAUUUUGAUGCCAUUGGUGUCUGCAUGGCGAAGGAUAAUCAAAGCAGGUUGUUUAUAGAAUCAAUAAUAAGGCAAGGAAUCAAGAGUGUUGUGGCGGCUGAGGGAGAGGAACGGAAAGCUCGAUAUGUAAAGAUUGAUGUUUGGAGGGCUUUUUUAUCCCGUUUUGGGAUGAAGGAGGAAGAACUCAGUAUGUCUUCCUUGUACCAAUCAUAUCUGGUGAACAAGAAGUUUGCUUCUGGGGAUUGUUGUACACUUGAUAUGAAUGGAAAUGCCCUCAUUAUUGGGUGGAAGGGAACCCCACUUCAUUCGCUUUCAGUUUGGAAGUUCCUUUGA
Molecule: messenger RNA, 1971 nt
Organism: Tripterygium wilfordii
Lineage: Eukaryota; Viridiplantae; Streptophyta; Magnoliopsida; Celastrales; Celastraceae
Product: DELLA protein RGL1-like
Exons: 2
Coding region: 1-1971 (656 amino acids)
Biological process (GO): regulation of DNA-templated transcription
Cellular component (GO): nucleus
Molecular function (GO): DNA-binding transcription factor activity; sequence-specific DNA binding
Source: RefSeq, a predicted model, not a curated record